AUGGAGCACGGGGCCUCGACUGCUAGGAAGGGCGCCGUGCGCGCGAUCGCGACUGGUCGCUCGGGGCGAAUGUUCCCGGGCUCGGGAACUCUGGGUCGGGGGGUGAACACGGCGGCCCAACAUAUAUCCCCACGCGCGGCGGGUCUGGGCGGGGAUGGGGGGGGGGUCCCGGGGGGUGAGAGGGCGGGGGGGGGUCGAGGGGGUGCGGUGCUCGGGCGGCUGGAGGGGUCGACGGGAUGGGGGGGCUCGGUGUCGCGCCUCGGUGUGUGGGGAAUACGCCCGGAUCGGUGUCGGGGUGGGCGGCGUCGCCGCGCUUCGCCAGGGAGCCUGCGCGCGCGGCCCCCUCGCCGGGCACGGUCCCCAGCCUCGCGGUGUCGCGGCGGUGUGGGAGGCCCCCUCCGCCCGGAGCCGGACGUCGCGGACCUGGCUCAGGCCGGGGCGCCGCGGCCUACCCCACGGCGCGGCGCGGUGGCUCGCUCGCAGGGAGGUCCCCCCUCUUCCGCCGAGCGAACUGCCUUCGGCUGGUCCCCCCCGGGUCCCCCCUCCGCGGGUUUCUUCCUCCCCCUCGCUCGCCCUGAGCGGUUUGAGCGGGCCUCGGCGCUCAUGGCGGCUCGAGGGGGUCCCCCUCCCCCUCCUCGCAUCCGCGGUGCGCCCGCCUCCCGGUGCGCGGUCCCGGGGGGCCUGCCCGCGGGGCGAGUCAGGGCGGACGACGCGGGGACGCCGGGGAGCGACCGGGUGGUGCAUAGUUCACUGGCCGCGGGGGCGAGGCAGCGGGGCGGGGAGGGCGGUUGA
Dicrocoelium dendriticum is the source of this 792-nucleotide messenger RNA. Lineage: Eukaryota; Metazoa; Platyhelminthes; Trematoda; Plagiorchiida; Dicrocoeliidae. The record is from the annotation of a GenBank genome assembly.